UUUCUUCCCCUGUCUCAACUCUCAAACAUGGCAAAACCUUUAUAGAGAAAACAGGGGAGUAGGUGUAUCCAUUCUUUAAUUUAAUUCAAGAAUGAGCAACACCGCCGGGCACCGCCAUUGUUACCGGCGGCUCUGCACCUACUAUUUCUUAAUUUCCCAGACUCUCAUUCUCAUCCUCCCAACUCUCACCGCACCUCUUGUACUCGACUCCAUCACCCCGACGCGCCCCCUCGCCGGAGACCAAACCUUAGUCUCCUCCAACGCGCUUUUCGAGCUGGGCUUCUUCACCCCUGAAAACUCCGGCCGAUGGUACGUCGGGAUAUGGUACAAGGACAUCGAAGAGAAGACCGUCGUUUGGGUCGCUAACAGAAACACACCUCUCACUAACGCCACCGGCCGGGGAGUUCUGAGAAUCGGCGAAGAUGGGGGUAUUUAUUUGGUGGACGGAGGUGGGAAUUCAAUCUGGUCGUCGGAGACUCCGACCCGGCCCGGCCCGGGGAACACGGUGGCAGAGCUCCUGGAUUCCGGGAACUUUGUUCUUCGCCGGGAAAAUGACCGGAGCGAGGAGAAAUAUCUCUGGCAAAGCUUCGACCACCCGACAGACACAUUGCUACCUGGUAUGAAACUAGGAUGGGAUUCUAAGACCGGUCUGAACCGGUACAUAUCGUCCUGGAAAACCGCGACCGAUCCGGCGGAGGGAGAUUUCUCCUUCAAGCUCGACACCAACGGCUUGCCGGAAGCGUUCUUGAGGAAAAAAAACGACGUGAUUUACGGGAGCGGAGCGUGGAAUGGAAUCCGGUUUAGCGGCGUCCCGGAAAUGAAUCCGACAGCCAUCAUAACAUUCUUAUUUGUCACGACGAAAUCCGAGAAUUACUACACGUUCGAGCUCCACAACCAGACAAUCUUCUCGAAGCUCCAGGUCAGCCAUGGCGGGUACUUGGAGCGGUACAUGUGGAUUCCGACGAGCAAAAUCUGGAACAAAUUCUGGUACGCGCCGGCCGACCAGUGCGACUAUUACAAGGAAUGUGGGCCCUACGGGAUCUGCGACACCAGCAUUUCGCCGGUGUGCGAGUGUUUGGUCGGAUUCGGGCCGCGGAACAAGCAGGCCUGGGAUUUGCGGGACGGGAGGGACGGGUGCGUUAGGGUUCACGAUUUGGACUGCGAAAACGAUGGGUUUUUGGCGUUGAAUUACAUGAAGUUGCCGGAGAGUUCCGGCGCUUUUGUGGACGCCGGCAUGAGCUUCGACGAGUGUACGGCGAUGUGCAAGAGGAAUUGCUCCUGCGCGGCGUACGCCAGCUCGAAUAUCACCGGCGACGGGUCUGGGUGCGUCAUGUGGACGACGGAGCUUCUUGAUAUGCGGCGGUACACGGCGGCGGAAGGUGGACAAGUUCUCUACGUUAGGGCGGCUGCUUCCGACGUAGUUGCAGUGCAAGGAGGAAUUGCUGCAACAGGAAACCAUAGUUCCAGCAAGACUAAACGGAUAGUAUUAGCCUGUGGCAUCAUUCUCGGCAUUGCCAUUGCUCUACUGGGAUUCAGCGCACUGUUUCUGAUUAAGAGAAGGAAAUCACAGAGCGCCAUGAGAUACACAGAUCACAGAGGUCUUUCUUCAGAAAGGGGUCAUCAAGAUCUUGUCAUGAACGCGCCUGUCAUCCCCAGCAAGCGCGACCACUCCGGUGAAACUGCAGCAGAAGAGUCGUUCGAGCUGCCCGUGUUCGAUUUCAGCACCAUUGUUGUCGCCACAGACAGUUUCGCUGACGCGAAUAAGCUUGGGCAAGGCGGGUUUGGCUGCGUUUACAAGGGAAUUAUUGAUGGUGAUGAUCAAGAAAUAGCUGUGAAGCGGCUAUCGAAGAAUUCUGGGCAAGGAGUGGAAGAGUUCAAGAACGAGCUUAGACUGAUAGCGAGACUACAACACAGAAAUCUCGUUCGCCUUCUCGGCUGCUGUGUAGACAUGGAUGAGAAGAUGCUGAUAUAUGAGUACAUGGAAAACAAAAGCCUGGACUCAGUUAUAUUCAAUAGAACCAAAAGUGUGCUGCUUAACUGGCAAAAGAGGUUCAACAUCAUCCGUGGAAUAGCUCGGGGGCUUCUGUAUCUUCACCAAGAUUCGAGGUUUAGAAUAAUCCACAGGGAUCUCAAGGCCAGCAACAUUCUCCUCGACAAGGAAAUGAACCCCAAGAUAUCAGAUUUUGGUAUGGCAAGAAUUUUCGGAGGGGAUGAGACAGAAGCAAAUAAUACAAAGAGAGUAGUGGGAACAUAUGGUUACAUGUCUCCUGAAUAUGCAAUGGACGGUCUUUUCUCUGUAAAGUCAGAUGUUUUUAGCUUCGGGGUUCUAGUGUUGGAAAUAGUGAGUGGGAAGAAGAACCGGGGAUUCUACAAUCAGAACAACCAACAGAAUCUCCUAGGGCAUGCAUGGGGGCUAUGGAGAGAAGGGAGGGGAUCAGAACUGCUCGAUCCGGCCGUCGGAGAAUCGUUUUCGCCAAGCGAAGUGAUGAGAUGCAUACAGGUGGGAUUGGUGUGUGUGCAGGAGCAAGCGGAAGACAGACCAAACAUGGCAACUGUACUUUUGAUGUUAAGCAGUGAAAGCACAACUCUUCCUCAGCCUAAACACCCAGGGUUUUGCCUAGGAAUCAGAAGACGUGCCGACAUCGAUUCAUCUGUAACGAACUAUGAUGAAACUCACAGUGUGAAUCAUGUGACGGUUACUAUACUAGACGGCCGGUAGCUAGAGAAUGAAACGCCGGCAGAAGCAUGAUAGUAUAGUUGUAUAGUUAAACACGUUCAAGGUUUUAAUUUUAUAAUUUAAUUUCUUCUUUCUUAAGUUUUGAAGAUGAUACAUCACACAUAUUUUUGCAUUACCUUGUAAAAAUUGAUUUUUUU
This is a messenger RNA of Ipomoea nil (Japanese morning glory), 2874 nucleotides long. RefSeq names its product receptor-like serine/threonine-protein kinase SD1-8. Gene Ontology annotation, molecular function: protein serine/threonine kinase activity; ATP binding. Bases 92 to 2719 code for a protein of 875 amino acids. The transcript has 7 exons. The record is from RefSeq and is a predicted model, not a curated record. Gene Ontology annotation, biological process: protein phosphorylation; recognition of pollen. NCBI's taxonomy places the organism in Eukaryota, Viridiplantae, Streptophyta, Magnoliopsida, Solanales, Convolvulaceae.